Molecule: messenger RNA, 824 nt
Organism: Sturnus vulgaris (Common starling)
Lineage: Eukaryota; Metazoa; Chordata; Aves; Passeriformes; Sturnidae
Product: ovomucoid-like
Molecular function (GO): protein binding
Source: RefSeq, a predicted model, not a curated record
CCCUGGAGGGAGCAUCUCGUGAGCAGAGAGGGAGCAGGCAGCUGCAGACUCCAGACACCUCCACCAUGACCACGGCAGGGCUUUUGGUGCUCCUCUCCUUCGCCCUUUGCUGCUUCCCAGAUACUGCCUUUGGGAUUGAGGUGGACUGCAGUACAUAUCCCAACACCACAAAUGAGGAGGGCAAAGAGGUGCUGGUCUGCAGCGAGGCCGUCAGCCCCAUCUGUGGUUCUGACGGUGUCACCUACGGCAACGAGUGCCUGCUCUGUGCCUACAAUGCAGAAUAUGGAACCAAUGUCAGCAAAGACCACGAUGGAGAAUGCAAGGACGUUGCCCCUGUGGAUUGCAGCAGGUACCCCAACACAACCAGUGAGGAGGGCAAAGUGGUGGUGCUCUGCAGCAAAGACAUCAGCCCCGUCUGUGGGACCGACUGGGUCACCUACGACAACGAGUGCCUGCUCUGUGCCAGGAACAUAGAGGCUGGAACCAGUGUUGGCAAGAAGACUGAUGGUGAAUGUAAGAAGGAAAUUGUCACAGUUGACUGCAGUGACUACCCCAAACCUGUCUGCACACUUGACUACAUGCCCCUCUGUGGCUCUGACAACACAACAUACAACAAUAAAUGCAACUUCUGCAAUGCAGUCGUGGACAGCAAUGGGACUAUCACUUUAAGCCAUUUUGGAAAAUGCUGAGUAUCAGUGCCAAGAGAAUUCACCACAGAUCCCCACUGGCAAAUCCCAGCUAAAGAUCUCACCUCAGUUCAUCUCACCCUCUGGGGAACUCAGCUCACUCCUGAUUUUCUGUCUCAAUAAACUAAAUCAGCAACA